Molecule: messenger RNA, 7745 nt
Organism: Porites evermanni
Lineage: Eukaryota; Metazoa; Cnidaria; Anthozoa; Scleractinia; Poritidae
Source: the annotation of a GenBank genome assembly
GGAAAGGAAGAAGCCUUCAGUCCAUUUUCUAUUAUGGCAAACAAUAGCAUUAUUGACUUUUGGUAAGUUAAUUUUUAACUGUCCACCAUCAGAGUUGGGCGAAGUAGUCACUCAUAAUGGUUGAUCAAAUGUUACUUUUUAUGACAAAAAUUAUUAAUAUCAUGCAUUAGUAGUGCUUUGGCAAGGUUUCAUAGUUGCGACUUUUGAAGUAAGAGUUGCUGGCACCUAUUUCUAGUUUUAAGUUUUUAGAAUUUGCAACACUUACAGUGACAUUGCAAAUAGAAAAUUGACAUGGAAUGCGACAGCUAAUGGCUUAUUUUGAAAACUCUGAAUAAGGUAAUGUAAUUUCCAACAGAAACAAACAGCUGAUUUGGAAAGAUAGUCUAAAAAAGAACAAACACUGCAGGCCAUGGCUAUAAAAAGUGCUCUUUCCCCAUUGCCCUUAUAGUAUAGACCUUGGACAUUAAAGUGAAUUCAGUUUGUUUUAAUUUCAGUUAUAUAAAGUUCCUGUCUUUUUUUUUUAUUAUUUUUUGAAAGUCGGACAUCAUUGGCAUCAAUGGCUGGAAUCUCUGCUGGAAUUCUUGGACUCUCAGCUCUUAAAGGCUUCAUCUUUUAUUUUAUAGCUUCCUUGUUUAUGUCUGUAAGUUACUGGCUUACUCUGUAUACUUGUCUAGAAGUUUAGUUAACAUUUAUGGGGUACAUGUAGGGCUGUACACGGCUCUUUGAAGACCUCACAGGAUUGCUGAGAAAACAAUAAACAAACAACAGCAACAAUUGGACCCUAACCCUAAAACCAUAAAGCUGCAUGCUAUUAAAGAUCCAAUGGAAUAAGAGCUGUGCACUACACAGUACAUGUACAUUAAACUUGAUGCAAAUUCAACAUUUUUGUCAAUGAAUGCAAGGCCAAACCCAGUUAACCUUUGGCUCUGUGUAGCUCAACAACAACUUCCACACUGCAGGGGCACCCAAUGUCAAUUUUCGAAAAAUAUCUGUUCGGAAGACGAUUUAAGAUCUAGAAUUUUUAGAAUGUUGUAAAAUUCCUUGUUGCCUGCCUUUCCUAGGAUUUCCAAACAUCUAAAAAUGGUAUAAUUGCCCAUUUUUGAUGGAUUUUUACUCUAAGGUCACCUAGAAUUUUCGGGAGCCUUUUUUGUGGCUGAAAUUUUCGAAAAGGUAAGUUUUGAUCCCUGUAAUUUUCGGAUCGCUAGACUUUCAGCUAGGAAGUCCGAGCAGAUAAAAAAAUUUUAGGGGAUAAACAUAUGCCUAUAUUACCAUUUAAAUACUAAAAUACGUUUAACAAUGCUAUGUUUAAGUGGUUUUGAACUAUAUUCUUGUUGGGUACCCCUGACACUCUGUGGAAAUGUGAGUGAUUAUAAAAUUAAUGUACCCUAGAUGAGAUAAUUUACCCAUAGAACUCAAGGAAUAAACAUAAUACUGUGAUAGCAAUUUUUAAUAAUAAGUAUUCAUCUAUAUAUCUCCUGUGCUAUGUUCUGACUGAUGGGCCAUUGAAUGUACACUUAGGGCCGAAUCGCACUAGAGCCAGACAUUUCGAAUGUCCCGGGGCAAACUCCACAGGAUUUGGCUUUAAGUUUGUCCGCUGACAAUUUGUCUGUUGUCCACGCUCCAUCGCACUAACGUUUUGUUUACGUUGGACAAAUCCGAAAUGUUUACAUUUCGUCACACUUGUGACCUUUCCAUUAUCCAAUACUUGGCGGGAAAUCAUAUUUCAUAACAACAUGAUCCCAAGACGUUUUCUGCUUUUUGUAGCUGCAGCAUUUGUCCUACAAUUUCAGAUGUACGCUCAGCUGAGGAUGAUGCUGAUAAUUUUGUCUCUUGCUCAAUUUCAACUAGAGGGGAGAGCUUUUCUGAGAUUGUUCGAGAUUCGAAGGCGAAGACGAAAUCGGCGUGGACAUCCGUACUUUUGGGUUCUCCCUCGACCCGCCGAUUCAUGGUUUGAUAUUCAUUAUAAUGACCCAAGAAUCCCAGACGAAUAUUUCAGGAAACAGCUUCGAAUGAGAAGAGCUACUUUUCGUUUGCUUUUGGAUGUCCUUCGCCCAUACAUCACAAGACAAAACACUCGUUUUAGAAGGUGUAUUGAGCCAGAAAAGGUAUUGGCAAUUGGGCUCACGCGCUUAGCUCAUGGAGGAACAUACGUUUCGAUUGGGCCUGGUUUUAACGUUGGGACAACGACAGUAAUCGAGGCCGUCGAAGACGUCGUUACAGGACUGGUUUCUAUAAAACAUGAUUAUAUCAAAUUCCCUGAAACUGAAGCUCAAGUUGUUGAAACGAGGGAAACUUUCGAAGAGCUUUCUGAUCUUCCAAAUGUGGCUGGUGCAAUUGAUUGCACACAUGUCACGAUCAAAGCCCCUACUGACAGCAGAGUCGACUACUUCAGUCGAUUCCAGCGCUACGAUAUAAUCGUCCAAGCCGUGGCUGAUGGCAAGAAAAGAUUCCUAGAUGUAGCAGCUGGCUUUCCAGGAUCCCUGCACGAUGCACGCGUGUUACGGAACAGUCGCCUUUACAGACGAUGCGAGAACCAAGAAUUAUUGACUGGUCCUACUAUGAAUGUUCUCGGCCGAGAGAUUGGUCCAUAUUUGGUGGCCGAUAGCGCUUAUUUUUUGGCUCCCUGGUUACAAAAAGUUUACCCUGAAGGAACGCAAGAUCCCGACGAAAUUGCAUUUAAUGAGGAACUUUCCUCGGCCAGAGUUUCCGUGGAGUGCGCCUUUGGAAUUCUGAAAAGUCGUUGGCGUAUUUUGACAAAGCAAAUCGAAAGCGGGGUUAGUUCUGUGAGUGAUACAGUUGUAGCAUGUGCUGUUUUACACAAUUUCUGCAUUAAUGCCGGCGAUGAAUGGGAAUGGGAUGAUGGCGACGACGACGGAGGAAAUGAUAAUGAUGUAAAUGUUUUGAGGGAUGGCGACGAUAUCAGAGAACUACUAAAAGAGUACAUUGCCAUGUGAUUUUAUUUAUCAUUGAUCUCUUAACAAUAACAUAUUGUUUUGAGCUAUUUUCGUUCUGUUCGUGUUUUCUUGAUCAUAUAGACUUUGUAAAAAAACUGGAACGAAAACUUAUAAACGCUAGAAUAUAGCAUUGCUUUGAACUACUGUCUCUUUGCAGUUUCAGAGUAAUUGUUUACAAAGCAGGAUAAGUGAAUAAGGAUAAACGAAAACUGUUGCCUUUAAUUUUUUUCUAUAGCCUUGGUCAGAGCAGCGAGGAAACCAGUCAUGGCCUGAGUUUGCUCUCGUUGCAUUUCUUGCAUUUGCUCUACAGCAUUUGCCAAUCUAUCACCCUGGCGCUCCACUCUCUCGGUAAAUCUAGCAAAAUCCUCAGAAUCGUCGUUCUCCAGGCUUCUCUUGCGCCCUUUUCCCUUUCCUUUUCCCUUCUUCCUCUCGCUCCUGCUUUUGACUUUGAUUCCCAUUGCUUGAAGGGCUUCCUCUGCCUGAUCCGAGGUAUAUCCCUCCUCCUCGUCACCAGCAGGCGAGUCAGGCAAUUUCUCCUUAUUUUUCGCUGCUGCAUUUGCAGUUUCCCGCACGUGCUUCAGAGUAACAACAUCCCUGCCUCCGAGCACGCGGUCAAAGACAUCAAAAUGUUCGCAGGUUUCAUUAUUUCCUCCCGUCUGCGAUCGAUUCCAGUCCUUGGCCUCUUUGUACUUCUUUUUUAAGUGCUUAAUUUUUCUCUCGCACUGACUUGGAAGGCGCGCUAGGUCGAAUUGCUCGUUUAUUUUAGUGGCGAUUUCACCCCACACUUUCCUCGACUGUUGGCUCUCCAACCUUGAUAUAUUCGCCUCCCACAGAUCCACAAGGUAUUUCACCUGGUUCUCUGUCCAUCGGUCUUGCGUUGUCUUGCCCUGUCUCUUGUCCUGCUUCGUGUUUCCUUCAGUGGAAGUGCUGGCAAUCUCGCAUGUCGGAGUGCUAGUUCCACUAGCACUACUUCCCGACUGAGGACUGCUACUCCUCUGUCCUGGCGGAGAACUACUGGUAGUAGCAUGGGGCAUCGAGGUCGUGGAAUUCCGAUAUGGAUACGAAUCAUAAAAGUUUUGGAAGAAAUAACCCGGAGGAUAGCAAAAUGGAAAGCUGUUUGGCGGGCUGUUUUGGUCCGACAUCUUGCAAAGUGAAGAACGCGCGAAAACCAAAGAUCACGUUGUACUCAUCAUUUUUGACGUCUUAAUUAAAAAACAAACACCAGCUAUUGUAUUCUCGGUUGUUUGAUCCAUUUGUCCUGCCUCGGAGCAGGACAUCGCAGCCUUUGAAGUUUGGCUGUCCUUCGGAAUAUUUGGCUAACUCGAAAAUACGCGAUCGCAUUAGGACAAGUCAAGCGUUGACAGAUUUUUGACAUAAAAUAAACAAUUUUUGAUUUGUCUGGCUCUAGUGCGAUUCGGCCCUUAUUAUAACAUGUGAAUCAGGACUGGGAAAUAACGUUUAUGUUACAGGUCAAAUUUAAUUUCAGGUUGAAUUUUUCUAAACUAAGUUAAUUCUCAAUUUCCUUUGUCUCUUAGGGCUAGGCGAUAAAGGAAACUGAGAGUCAACUUCCUUAAAAAAUUGACCUUAAGUGAAAUUUGACCUGUAACAUUUACUAGGAAAAGGUUCUGUACACUGAGCUAAGAUCUGUGUGAACCUUUUUUGUUAUUAACACUGGAUUUAGCCAGUGAAUUCAGUUACUGUCAAACUAAUAAAACUGGAACACCUGAAAUAUUUAGCAAUGUGUGUUGUGUUUUGACCAAUCACAGUGAAGAUCACGACAUGUGUCAGAGCAAGCCACAAAAUCACAAACUAAUAAAAUUACUGUUGCUGUUUGUUCUUUAGUUUUCCCAUGUCUGAUGGGCUCUUCCCGUGUGAAACAACACAGUAGAACCCCACUAACUCAAACUCCCUGCUAACUCAAACUACCAUAAGUCCAAUUUCCCUUGGAUUUCACCCCACUUUUCAGUCAUAACUCGAACUUGGAUAACUCAAGACCAUGACAAGGGAGUAGGAGUUUUUAGUUGUUCUUUUGGAAUUGUCAUAGUCUGAACAAAAGGAGUAUACACUGAUAGCUACAUCUAACAAUCUUGUACUUUCUUUUUCAGAUCUUGAUUUGCUUAAAAGCUGGUACACAUUGGAGAAAAUUUUUCAUCUCUUGGUGGGAUCUUAGUACUUCAGGAAUCUUUGGUGGAAUAUUUGUAUCCUUAGCUGUUUUUUUUAUUGUUAAUCUUCAUGAAACAAAAAUGUAAAAAUCCCAAUAAUUUUAGUAACAAAGGUAUAUUUAGGGGCACCUUAAUUUUCCAUUGCAUGGAACUCAGUUUGACAUUGCUUUUGGAAACCUAUGGGCUAGUAACCCUGCACUAGAUUAACAAGAGCAGUAAUAACCCUAGUCUGUUCCCGGGGGGAGGGGGUACUGCCCUACAUGGGCUAUAUAGGAAUGUGCUGCUGUGUAGGAAAGGGGAUUUCAAGCAGUUUAGUCUUGGAAAGGAUAAUAUAGAAAUCAGAGUGUUUGAGUCUUGAAUAGGGUGUCAUUUCUAGGAGUUAGUUGAAUACUUUAAUCUAGACUAGGAAAACUGGGGAUUGACACUCAAAAAAUUAUUAAUUGGCUUACCCACAGCUCAAUGGACAUGGGGAUUUAUGGUAUUGUGGUAUUGAGCGUUUUUCAAGCGUUAUUUCUGAUCAGUAGUUUUGAUUUUAAUGUGCGGUAUUGUGGUAUCAUCCAGUUUUGCGGUAUGCGGUUUUUCAUCCUUCUGGCUAACGGUAUUCAGUAAAAGAAGAUCCUUCAUGAUAUUGCCAUACCAUUCAUUUGGCCUCUCCUGUCUAAUGUAAGUCAAUAUUUGGAAGACUUUUGCUUUAACGGUAAAUGAUUACACAAUUUCUGACAAUUAUUACUCUAUGAUGAAAUUGGUAGGACAUCCAAUGACUGGGCUUUUCGAUCAGUGUACCAAUCAAUUCGAGGUCUUCCCACAUUUUCUGAGGUUGAUUUCUGUUGUAUACAUGCGUGAGAUAAACAAACGCGCAAGGUGGAUACAACUUUAAGUAUGCGUGAUCGAUCAUAAAUGCGGUAUCAGUACUUCCUUGAUUUUCAACACGUUAUUUCGGUAUUUGCCUAUUUUUCUCAUGAUAUUGAGGUAUUGGAUACCCCCCAAUGUCCCCCUCAAUAAGCUUCUGUUUUGGCUGGACUGUACUUGUGACCUCAGUAAUGUCUGGAAAAUAGCAACUCUAGACUUGGGAGAGAUUUUCAGACUUUAGCUUAGAGUGUAGGGUAGCAAAAAUAUAGGUUUUAGGACCUCAGCCACACACAUCCCCACCCAAAAAUUCCUUAAACCGAAUCCCCCCAACCUAUGCUGCAGAAAGCAGGUUAAAUUGGGUAUCCUGUACCUCAUCAUCACUAACAUUACUGUAUUAUUUAUUAUUUUGUUGUUCUCCUUAACUGCUGACUUUCAUUACUACAUUCAAGACAUACUUACUGUUUUGGACGUAUCCUUUCUGAAAUUUGAACAAGUAUAGCUGUAGGAAUUUCAUUGUUUUGUACUUACACUAUUUUCUUUGUAUUUUAAUUUAUUUUACUAACAUUAACAGUUAUAUAAUAUUUUGAUAGCCUUUCAGUAACAUGGAUCUGCAUGACCAUUGUUUGAUUCAGUAGAGGUAUUGGGUUGAGGGAAUAUUGUUGGUUUGAGAAAUACUGUAUAUAAACUUUUAUCUCUAAUUAUUUUAAUUUCCAUUGAGCAAACCUAAUCACCGCAAUGGGUGGCCAUAACUGCAUACACAUUUUGAAAGCAUGCAGUUAAUAUGUAUCUCUCAUUUGCCUCUCAUUUGCCGAAAAAAACAAGGAUCUGUAAUAUUUACAAUAUGGACCGAGAAAACGAGGCUGAUAAAUUGUUUAUUAUGUGGCUUCCUGUUUGGGGGAACUUGAAACAAGUGUUCGUUAUGCUUUUUGACUGUCAUUUGACAGGUGUCAAAAAAGAAAUUUCUUAUUGGCUCAGGAAAACAAUAGCACUUUACAAUGGCUUUCCAUAAAAGUGUAAACAUGCAAACUAUGAGCACUGUAAGUUUUAGCUCACCAUGUGACGCUCUUGUAUUUUGAAAACUGGACACUGUGUUUAGCUCAAAGUUGCUUCCAUCUUUCUUUCGUUCAGUCUUUGAAAAACCAAAGUCAAUGGCAAAAAAGCUUGUCAACGUAAGCUUAAGUUUGUUAUCAUUGUUGAACGACUGCUCGUCUUUCUUCAGCAAAAUGUCUCGGAUCCCUGACAGUUCAUUCUUAUCUUCUUCGUUGUGGUCUGUGAUAAAAUUUUCAAACACCGACUAGAAUCCUCUUCUUGGGUUAGAUGACGAUCCAGUUUCUUCAUCAGCUUCGUUCUCAAAUAGACACAAGUUAAGAUUUGGGAGGAUGAAGUCACUUCCAAGUCUACAGGAUUUUCAGACAUAUGAUAACAUUCCUUUAAUCAUUUCUUCGAGCUCCAAAAUGAGCAUUCACUUUUGAAAGUUUGGCCCGUACAGUAAGUAAUAUGGACGGCAAAUUGACCUAUCAUAAGGCGAAAACAGACUUAGCCAAAUAAUUAAAAAAAUUUAAAAAAUAUUUACCAUAGCACUUACGAAUUACUAACAGUAACUGCUGAUUGGAGGUUGUAAGCUCAUUGGGUAUGUGUGUAUUUAGUGAUACUUGCCAAACGUCUGUUUUUGCCAUCAUUGUGGGUCCUUUCCAUGUCCACUUUUUUAAUGAUUUUUCCUCAUGUUAUUUCAUUAACCUUAUGAUCAAGAUUUUUGUAUGGAAUGGUUCAUGUCUACUGA